UUCACAUCAAAACUUUACCAAAUGGUUUCUUGCAGACAUUAUUUUGACAUUCAGUAUUAGAAGGUUUCGUCUCAAAAGUUCAAAAGUUACAUUUUUAAGUUCUUAAGUGAAUUUGAAAUUUUUAUUUGCGUGUAAUGUUGAAUAAUUCAAAGUGACUUUGAUGAUUCUAACCUGGUUAAGAAUAAAUUAAUAAACUCAUGAAAAUGAAGCAUCAGUUUGUUGAUGGAAAAUCAGCACCUGGUGCAAAGGCAGAAGCUGAUGAAUGUCUUUUUGAAUAUUUGCAUGGUGAAAUAAUCAAUUAUGUCGUUAGCAAAUCAAAGGAAUCUAAUGAGGAAGACUUAUCACAACUAGAGUGGAUGGGAUUUAGCGUGGGUUAUCGAAUUAUUGAAAGGCUGACAAGAGAAAUGCAAAGAUUUAAAGAUGAGUUAGAUAUUAUUAAAUUUAUCUGUACAGAUUUUUGGAAUAGUCUUUAUCAUAAACAAGUUGACAAUUUGAGGACCAAUCAUCAUGGUGUCUAUGUGUUACAUGACAAUGAAUUCCGAUUACUAGCUAAAAUUGGUAAAGCUGGAAGCAGACAAUACCUGUGUGAAAGUCCUCGAUUAUUAGCAUUUACAUGUGGUUUGUUGAGAGGAAGUUUAGCGAAUUUAGGAGUCGCAUGCACAGUCAAAGCAGAAGUAACUGCUUUACCAAGUUGUAAAUUUAAUGUUGAAGUGCAGAGAAUGUAAAGAAAUAAUGUACAUAAAAGUAUAUAUUUGAUAAUUUUGUAUCAAGACACUUAUGUAAUAUUUUGUUUUUGUUCAAUGUUAAAGUGUAAUGGUACUGAUUGAAUAAGUUGAGCUUUCAGAUUUUUUUUUUAUGGAAUAAAAUAAUCUUAAAAACUA
Trichogramma pretiosum is the source of this 881-nucleotide messenger RNA. It is a transcript of the gene Trs33, whose product is annotated as trafficking protein particle complex subunit 6B. Gene Ontology annotation, cellular component: TRAPP complex; cis-Golgi network; trans-Golgi network. The record is from RefSeq and is a predicted model, not a curated record. Gene Ontology annotation, biological process: endoplasmic reticulum to Golgi vesicle-mediated transport; regulation of GTPase activity. Bases 198 to 725 code for a protein of 175 amino acids. The transcript is spliced from 2 exons. NCBI's taxonomy places the organism in Eukaryota, Metazoa, Arthropoda, Insecta, Hymenoptera, Trichogrammatidae.